CGGCAGUUUCCCGGCUGGAGGUGUAUUGUCUGUCCGGGAGAGAGAAUGGGCACCACCUGGGAGCAGAUCACCACAAACGGUGCACCUUAGUCGCCCCGCGGCCCGGAGGGAGCAGCGCAGGUGAUCGCAGGCUGGCAGGAUGUUCCAGCUCCCCGUCAACAACCUCAGCAGCCUGCGGAAAGCCAGGAAAAAUGUCAAGAAGGUCCUGGGAGACAUCGGCCUGGAGUUCUGCAGAGAUCACAUCGAGGACUUCAAGGAUUUCGUCCCUCCAGACGUUUACAUCAAACACACCAGCUGGGAAGAUGUGUGCAUGUGGGAGCCGUCGCAUACCAAACCCCAGGAGUACCGGUCCAAGCCGUUCUGCUGCUCCGGCUGCCUCUUCUCCUCCAAGUACUUCUCGGCCUACAAGAGCCACUUCCGCAACGUCCACAGCGAGAACUUUGAGAGCAACAUCCUGCUCAACUGCCCCUACUGCACCUUCAAUGGCAACAAGAAAACGCUGGAGACGCACAUCAAGCUGUUCCACAUGCCCAACAGCGCGUCGCGGCCGGGCCACGGCGGCGCCAGCGCGGCGGCGGGGGCCCUGGGGGCCAAGGACGGGCUCCUGAAGAGGGACAACGUGGAGCAGGCCGUGUACUACUGCAAGAAGUGCACGUACCGGGACCCGCUGUACAACGUGGUGCGCAAGCACAUCUACCGAGAACACUUCCAGCAGGUGGCGCACCCCUACAUCGCCAAGCCGGGGGACAAGGCGGCCGCCCCCAACGGCGCCGACGCCAGCGCCGCCAGCAACCAGAUCCACUGCAAGAAGUGUCUGUUUGUGCCGCGCACCUACGAGGCGCUGGUGCAGCACGUCAUCGAGGACCACGAGCGCAUCGGCUACCAGGUGACGGCCAUGAUCGGCCACACCAGCGUCAUCGUGCCACGGCCCAAACCGCUGGUCAUGUUCCCGCCCAAGAGCCAGGGGGACAAGACGGUGAUCGGCAUGGGCCCCAAGGGCGCCGUCAUGGCCGCGCCGCGCUCGGCGGCGCAGCAGCUGGGCCGCGGCGUCCUGCCGUCCAAGGCGGGCUUCGGCAGCCUGCUGGCGGCGGGCCUGAAGGCACGGCCCUCCCAGCCCUUCGGCGCCGGGGCCCCGCAGGGCCGCGCCGCCCUGCCGGGCAACGCCCAGGUCCACGUGCCGCAGCAGUCGCACGCCGCCAAGCAGCUGCUGUCGGGCGUGAGCCUGCGGGGCCCCCUGCUGGCCGGCGCCUCCUCGGCGCUGCGCUCCCACCCGCUGGGCGCCCGCGUGCAGGCGGCCGCCACCACCGUGGCCUCGGUGUCGGCCAAGAAGGGCGGCGCCGCCUCGCUGCUCGGCACCUCCUACACCCAGAAGUGGAAGAUCUGCACCAUCUGCAACGAGCUGUUCCCCGAGAACGUCUACAGCGCGCACUUCGAGAAGGAGCACAAGGCGGAGAAGGUGCCGGCGGUGGCCAACUACAUCAUGAAGAUCCACAACUUCACCAGCAAGUGUCUGUACUGCAACCGCUACCUGCCCAGCGACACGCUGCUCAACCACAUGCUGAUCCACGGCCUGUCCUGCCCGCACUGCCGCGCCACCUUCAACGACGUGGAGAAGAUGGUGGCGCACAUGCGGCUGUCGCACCCCGACGAGAAGGUGGGGCCGCGCACCGACUCGCCGCUGACCUUCGACCUCACGCUGCAGCAGGGCAACCCCAAGAACGUGCAGCUCAUCGUCACCACCUACAACAUGCGCGACGCGCCAGAGGAGUCGGUGGCGUUCCACGCCCAGAACCACGCGCCGCCGCCCGCCCUGGCGGCGUCGUCGGGCAAGAGGCUGCCGCCCCAGCAGCCGCCCAGGACCCCGGCCGCCGACGGCCCCGCCAAGGCCUCCCCGCAGGCCUCGGUGCCGUACAAGAGGGACGUGGGCAAGACGCUGUGCCCGCUGUGCUUCUCCAUCCUGAAGGGGCCCAUCUCGGAGUCGCUGGCGCAGCACCUGCGCGAGCGGCACCAGGUGAUCCAGACCGUCCACCCGGUGGAGAAGAAGCUCACGUACAAGUGCAUCCACUGCCUGGGCGUGUACACCAGCAACAUGACGGCCUCCACCAUCACGCUGCACCUGGUGCACUGCCGCGGCGUGGGCAAGACCCACAACGGCCAGGAGGGCCGCGCCGCCGCCGCCCCGGCCCGGGCCGGCCCUCAAGCCCCCGGCGCCGCCGCCCUCAAGCGGCCCGGCGGCCUCGACGGCUCCGACGCCGCCAAGCGCCGGAGGACGGGCCCCCCGGGGGAGCGGGCCCACCCCCGCGACAUGAACGCCUUCGUGGAGAACCCGGACGACCCGGUGGUGCUGGCGCUGGACCCCAAGGGCCAGGAGAACCAGCCGUACGAGACGCGCAAGGCGUUUCUGACGCGGUACUUCAACCGGGCGCCGUACGCCACGCAGCGCGAGGUGGCCAAGCUGGCGUCGCGCCUCUGGCUCUGGCGCUCCGACGUGUCCGGCCACUUCGGCGUGCGGCGGCGGCGCUGCGUGCAGGAGUGCGAGCGGCAGCGCGCCAGCGUUCUGCUGGGCUUCAGCAUGCACGAGCUCGACGCGCUGACCCACGACCUGGCGCUGGCCGGGGUGGGCGGGGCCGGCGGAGCCACCAACGCGCCGCGCACCUCCAAGACCCGCAUGGGCGUGUCGGAGCGGGCGCUGCAGAGGCACCGCGAGCUGGUGGCUAGCGGCGGGCGGCCACCGCCUCGGCUACGGGGGCCGGGCCGGACCGGGGGCGAGGCCGGGGGCGGGGCGGAACCCCUGCCCGCCGCCACCACCGGCGGAGACCCGACAACCAGGGCCACGUCGCCGCAGAACCUCCCACUGGACCUUUCAGAGCCGAUCGCCAUCGACUCCAGCGAGGAGGAAGACGACGACGAGGAGGAAGAGGAAGAGGAAGAGCAGGGGGGGGACAAGGACCCGGCGGAGGAGGAGGAGGAGGCAGAUCGCCACGGCAACCAGCAGCCAACCGGAGCUCCGGAGGGGGAGGAGCCGGCGCCGCAGGGGGAGGAGCCGGCGACGGGAGUUUCAGAUCUUGAUGACUUAUCUGACGACGACGAUGACGACGAUGAUGAUGAUGAUGAGGACGAUGAUGAUGAUGAUGACGAAGCGGCGCACGUGGAGAACGGCUUCGGCGCGGCCGACGGCUCGGGCGGCGCGCCGUCCCCCAUCAUCAUCCCCAAGUUCGUGCCGUCGGCGGCGCGGAGCGGACGAGACCACGCCCACUUAGGAAAGCAGCAGGUCUGACAAACCAAAAAUGACCCUUCAGUCGGACCCCGACCCCCCCAUGACCCCUGACCCCUAACCCCCCCUCCGCCCUCGCCCGGACUGGAGGACGCCGGCGGGAAAAACAAGCCAUCGGGGGGGCGUCGGGAGGCGGGGCCAGCGGCGUCGCCGUGGAAACCUGAACACAGUUUUAACCUCAUUUGUACAGCGGGGGGUUCUGGUGGGGGAACCAAACAGACAUUAUUGCCUUCUAUAUCCUGUAACAUAAGUGGACGCUGGCCCCGCCCCCUGGCCCCGGGGGGGCGGGGCCUCGGCGAGCACCAGUUUUUCACGCGGGAGGAGGCCGGUGUACAUUUGUACAGUCUUUUAGACGUGUUUGGACGGCGCUGCUGCACAUGGACCCCUGGAUAUUUGCUUUUUCGUCGUGCGGGAGGUCGGAGGUCAGAGGUCGACGACGACGACUCCUCCGCUAGACGGCCGUCGUGUUGCUUUGGCGCAGGACUUUUCCCGCCUUUUCCUUCCUUUCUUACCAAAAACCGUUAAGUGAGGUCCAAGUUUCUGCUUCUGAUUUGGUCGGAUUUGACUUUGGAGACGAGAAUCUGGACCGCGGGGGGCGGGGCCUGUACCAGGGGGCGGG
Molecule: messenger RNA, 3893 nt
Organism: Cololabis saira (Pacific saury)
Lineage: Eukaryota; Metazoa; Chordata; Actinopteri; Beloniformes; Belonidae
Gene: adnpb
Product: activity-dependent neuroprotector homeobox b
Exons: 4
Coding region: 140-3277 (1045 amino acids)
Biological process (GO): regulation of gene expression
Cellular component (GO): nucleus
Molecular function (GO): DNA binding
Source: RefSeq, a predicted model, not a curated record